ACUUCUCUCCUCUCCGGAGCAGAGCGCACACCGAGCUGCCGGGGAGAGAGCAUGACGUCCCGGCCGGCGGCCCGCGGAUCCCCGCUGAGGGACUCUGACUGGACCGAGUCGGUCCGGAGGGAAGUCUGAGAGUUCUCUAAGGCUCACCGAGGCUCCGUGUUCGGACUUCUUCCAGGCGGGAGCUGACGAACAGCGACGGAGAGUUUGUUUGUGGAUGUUUCGCAUCUGUUCCUGCCUGAUCAUGGAGUUACACACAUAAAGAAAAGACGUUCGCUCGUUUGCUUUUCGGGUUGCAGCCGAACCGAACACACAGGCUUCAGUGGAGUAACUUUUGCGCGGCCGUCAUGGAGCCGGAGGAGGGCAAGAUCUCGGUGUGGGUCUGCCGGGAGGAGAAGCUGGUCUCCGGCCUCACCAAGAGAACCACCUGCGCCGACGUGGUCCGGGUCCUGCUGGAGGACCAGAACCUGCAGCAGGGCGUCUCCGCCGCGAUGCUGUCCGGCUCCCCGCAGUCCUACUGCGUGGUGGAGAAGUGGCGGGGCUUCGAGAGGAUUCUGCCCAACAAGACCAAGAUCCUGCGGCUGUGGAGCGCCUGGGGGGACGAGCAGGAGAACGUGCGCUUCGUCCUGGUCAAGAACGAGGCGUCGCUGCCCAACAACGGGCCCCGCAGCGCCGAAGCCCGGGUGGUCCAGAGCCGGGAGAGCGGCGGUCCGGGCGGGCUGCUCAAAGGCACCGCCAGGACCUGCUGGACCGCCGCCGCCGCCGCAGCCAACUUGUCCCAGGAGAAGCAGCGGCGCAUCGUGAGGAAGGCCUUCAGAAAGUUGGACAAGAUGAACAAGAAGAAGGAGCAGGCGGUCUGCAAAGACAAAGGUUCGGUGGAGAAGAUGGAGACGCUGGUCCAUCUGGUCAUCUCCCAGGACCACACGAUCCGCCAGCAGAUCCAGAGGAUCAAGGAGCUGGACCGGGAGAUAGAGCGCUACGAGGCCAAGGUGCACUUCGACCGCAUCAAGAGACACGGAGUGAACUACGUGCAGGACACCUACCUGGUGGAGGCCGACGCUCCGGCCGCCGACGGGGCGCGCACAGCGGAGCGGCAGGACGCGCGCUGCUCCGCGGAGGCGCUGGCGCAGUUCGAGGAGUACGCGCGGCGCUGCGAGGAGGUGGUUCGGCUGCAGGAGGAGCUGACGGAGCGGGAGGCGCUGAUGGAGAGCAUCACCGGGGAGAUCCAGGAGGAGCUCAACCGGCGCUGGAUGAAGCGGCGGCGGGAGGAGAGGGGCGCGGAGGCGGCGCAGGACGCGGACAGCGUCGCGGAGGAGAUGUGCGUCGCCGCGUCUGCGUCCGCCGCUGCCGCUCCAGCGGCAGAGCCAGAUGUGGAGAGUCUGUCCGAGAACGAGCUGGUUCUGGAGGAGGAGCGGAUCAAAACCCAGCUGGACACCAGCCUCUACAUCGGCCUGCGGCUGAAGACCGACCUGGACGCCAUCAGGGGGGACUUGGACCUGAGUCUGGCACUCUGGGAGACCAAGGAGAGCGAACUGCUGGACCUGCUGGCCAAGGUGGAAACCAUGGAGAUAGAGCAGGUGACCCGGAAGCUGGAGGACGCCGGGCCGGUGGAGCUGGGCCCGGGGGGCGCCGAGGCCGAGCCGGGCUCGUCUGAGAGGAGCGGCUGGGUGGAGCAGGCCCGCGGGCUGGCCAAGGCCUGCAGCACCAACGACGAGGACUCGGACACGGGCCUGAGCUCGAUGCACAGCCAGGACUCGGACAACCCGCCGGUGUGCGAGUCUCUGGUGUGAACUGAUGGAGCUUUAUGCAAGUCAAAGCCACAAACUCAGGGCAGAGAAUCAGUGUUGGAGGUCAGGCCUCUGUGGGACUCUAUUCUACAGCAAUAACCUGCUACAUGUAGUCAAUGCACAAUAAGCUAGACGGGCAGCAGAGGAGCAGGGACACUCUGAGAACUGAUGCAGGGCCUUCGUCAAGCAGUUUAACUAAAUCUGAGGCUGCAAGGUAACAAAACUGAUCUAAUUACUGAGUUAGAUCUGUGUUUGAGUUGCAGAUGUUAUUUUAUUUUAUUUUGAUUUUAAAAAAUGUUGCAUCAUCUUCAUAGUUCUGCAAACUAAACUCAAAUUUCUAAAUUCAAAUUGAGGUCAUAAAACUGGCUCCUCCACCGGCUACUAAAAGAUGGAGCCCCAAAAAUCAUUAUAAUACACAAUAAAUGAACUUAAAUACACUUUAAAAAGUCACGCAAAAGCUCUUAAUCCACCUCCAGCUGCUAAGAUGUUGCAGCCAAACAUGAAGUAAAUGGAAAUGAUAAAUUCCUGUAACUCAGUUUAGUUUGUUGCUUGGACGUAAUUUCAUCAGAAGUUUGUCUGGAGUCUAAAUAUUGAUGCCAGCAGCUGAUUUUGCUGGUGUUGAGCCCAGACUUUACUUUUCAGAGUGUGCUGCUGCUCCGUAGCCGACCUUAGACCUCCAUGAGGGGCGUCAACAAAGCACCACUUGUUAGCAGAAACAGCCUAGAAGAGCAUUAAGACACUUGUAAUCCGCAGACUAACUUUAAUUCCAUCUUGUGAAUCUGAAAACUUGCUGAAGCGGCUGAAACGGUUUCCUGUUAAAGGUCGAGUGCAGCUUAAAAGUCCGUCGGCUGCAAAACCUGCUGCAGAGGCUCUUUUUUUUUUUAAUGCAUUGAGUCAGUUCAAGUAGAACCGACCGCUUCGCGUUCUAAAGGGUUCGGAAAAAUCGAUGUGCAGAGUUCACAGCUUCUUCCUGCAGCACAAAGCGUCAUAUUUAUUGAACCGCCGCGUUAAAGCAGCUUCCACAGUCUGGACUUCAAAACCAGGCGUCUGAUUCUUCAUCAGGAUUGUCUGAAGUGCUGGUUCCCAACUUUUGAAAGCUCACGACCCUUUAAAACAACACAAAAUCCCAAAUCAGCGUCAUUUCUGUGAACAUUUCAAGCCGGUAAAAGCUUUUAAGAUGCUCUGUGGAGUCAAGAACAAGAAAAAAAUAUAGAUAAAUAAGUGUUAAUAUAACUAAUAACUGAUUUCAUAGAUAUUUAUUUAUUGGACUGGCAGGUUUGGAACUCCUGGUUCUCAAAAAAAUCUGGUUUUAUCUGCAACUGAACUGCACAUUCUUUAAAAAAAUAAUAAUUGAAGGGACUUAUUAAUUAAAUGCACGGUUGCAAGAUAAAGUUUCUAAUUUACUAAUUUAGAAAAACUCAAGUUUCAAACAAUAUUUUGUUGCAUCAACUCAAUAUUCUGUGUAACUCCAACUCAAACGUCUGCGUUAGUUGACCCAACUUAACAAUUUGGAUUAAUGAGUUUUUCUUCAGGAUUUCAGGUCUUCUAAUGUGUUUUAACACCUGCACAAUAUCAGGCGGCUAAUUGGAAAGAAUUUCAGCUGUAGAAGAAAAACUAAUCCGUCCAACUCAAUUUAAUUUGUUGGUUGAAUCUGAUUUGGUUAGAAAGUUGUCUGAACUCUAAAAGAUUCAUGCAGACUGUGUUAUAUCUGCUUCGUUAAGCCCAAACGUUAUUUUUUUUGUGUUUGUAAUUCAUCACAAAGUCCUUCAUCUUUAGUAUUUAUUGUCAUAUUUUACCUUUUUUUAAGCCAAAUAAUUUUAUAUUUGUUAUUAGAAUAAAUCAGAAAAGCCUCAAACAUCUCAUAAAAAGGUUGUAUUUUAGCUCAAACUGAUUUUUUUUAGUGCCUGAAUUUAAGAUUUCGUGGUUUAGUUGUGUAGAAGUGUCGAUUUUUGGGUUGAAACUGGCAGAAAAAGGCUCCAACAAUUCAGCAAAAACACGUCCAAGAAAGUGUUUAAAUCAGAAGAGGCAGAUUAAAAACAGAGAUAUUUAGAAUUUUACUCACUUUACGAUCCCAAAACUGAGCAUUUCACCUUUUGCCUAAAGCACCUGGAUGUUUAAUCGGACGUGGAUUAAUUAGAUUAAUAAUUAACGACCCCGUGUCCCUAAAAUGAUGUUAAUGUUCAACUGAACUGUGUUUUCUGUAACAGGUUGAGGGAAUCAGCUAAAAGAUGGAGGUUUGUGGCCCAUGUGGCUCAUUUUUACUCACUGUUUGGUUCAGUUUCAGCUCAAAACUACUUUUUUUUUAAGGAAAAUAUCCGACUUUAGUUGACACGUCAGCAACAAUCGAAGCUCGGUUCAGUUCAGGCGCUAAAAUGAUGAAAAAGCUGCUUUAAAAAUGACUUUUUCAGUUGGUAUUUGAAGCUUCUGCUGCAUUUUCUCGCCUGAUAUUUAAUUAAUUGGCUAAAAAAGGAGCAAUAAAUAAAAAAAGCAGCAGAGUUGUGUUGGUUUAAAACGUGUUUGUGAUCCACGACGAGCUUAAUCCAGCAGAAAUAAGUUCCCUUCCACCUGCAGCUCAGGUGUUCAGGAGGCUGACGUUCUGGGAGUCGAGGUCGGUUUUGUGACGUUUUCAGGAACCAACGAGCGAUGUUAGCGUCGCGUCCCUUUAAACCUGCCUGUGGAUUAUUGUUCGAGCGUCGCUUUGGCUGCUCUGAGCGGGUUUUUGUUUCCAGGAAAAGCUUCUUACUCGACGGCAAGAAAAGCCUCGUGUUCAUGUCAGAGUCGAGGAAUCAUUUCGGUUGUUGUGUAACACGAGAAGCAUGUGAGUCUGCAGCGGGUCUAAUUUAUGCAAAAUAUGUGAUGAAAUGCACACGAGAAGUCACGUUUGUGGCCUCUCUGGGCUUCCGUACUUGUUCAUUAGGGAUGUUUUAGUUUCCCGUUAGCUGGACUUAAAAACUAAACGUGUGAUUUUUGCAGCUCUUUAGCAGCAGGAUUGUUCAAAGUGCUGUUUUUUAACGCUGACGACCCUUUAAAACCACUAAAUAAUCAAUAAUCAGCAUCAUGUGUAGAUAUUUCUGUGAGCGUAUUUCUGAAGACAAACUGGUUUAUUUUGAUGGUUAUAAAGUCUGAAAGGAGCCAAAAAAGAUGCAAAAACAAGCAUCAAUAAUACAGAAAACUAACAUUUAUUUAUUGAACAAGCAGGUUGGGAACCAAACAAUCCUGUUUCUCAAAAAUAAUGGCUAAACCGCAUUAACGAAACCUGUCUUCUGCUGUUUUACACUUAAUUAAAUGGAGGAUCCAGCUGUUCAGAUUAUAUGUUUCUUGUCGAAGCAACAAAUUCAUGCAAAAUAUGUAAAAAGUCACGUUUGUGGCCUCUUUGGGCUUCCGUAGUUUCCCAUGAGCUGGAUUUAAAAACUAAACGUGUGAUUUUUGCAGCUCUUUAGCAGCAGGAUUGUUCAAAGUGCUGUUUUUUAAUGCUUACGACCCUUUAAAAGCACUAAAUAAUUAAUAAUCAGCAUCAUGUGUAGAUAUUUCUGUGAGCGUUUAGAGCUGCUAAAGACAAACUGGUUUAUUUUGAUGGUUCUAAAGUCUGAAAGGAGCCAAAAAAGACGCAAAAACAAGCAUCAAUAAUACAAAAAACUAACUUUAACCAGCACAUUUAAUUACUGGACGCGCAGGUUGGGAACCAAACAAUCCUGUUUCUCCAAAAUGACGUUAAACAAACAUGUUUCUGCUGUUUUACACUUAAUUAAAUGGACGAUCUGACUGUUCAGAUCAUAUGUUUCAACAGAUUUAUGCAAAAUAUGUAAAAAUGCACACGAGAAGUCACGCUUGUGGCCUCUCUGGGCUUCCGUACGCGUCGCUGAAGGAUGCAGGUGUGUCAUUUUUCCAGUUUAAACACAAACAAACGAGUGAAAUGUUCCUUUCCGGUCCGUCUGUGAGCACAAACACCUGUUGGAUGCGGCUUCAGGAUGCUUUUGGGAGAGGCGGCCCCGUUCAGAGAGCGGAGCUGCAGCGCUGCAUGUCUGAAGGGGAACUAUUUUAAGCCUCGGUGGUGCACUUUUUUUUUUUAAUGCUGGAAAUAGCUGCUGCAGCGUCAGACGGGAGCCGGUCGAUGUCGGAGCCGCUGAAAUGGUUUUCCUGUGCGUUUUGUCGGGACGUCAGUGCUUCCAUGUUUGACUCUGUCCAACUGUAACUGGUGCAGACGUUGUUAGAAGAAGAAGCUGAUUGUGUAGCUCGUCCAGUCUGCUUCCAGAGCCUCCAGAGCACAUCGUCACACACACAUGACUGUUAGUGUUGAAAUAAACGGCAAAAUGUGGAA
This is a messenger RNA of Stegastes partitus (bicolor damselfish), 6102 nucleotides long. Its product is annotated as ras association domain-containing protein 10-like. Gene Ontology annotation, biological process: signal transduction. The record is from RefSeq and is a predicted model, not a curated record. Lineage: Eukaryota; Metazoa; Chordata; Actinopteri; Pomacentridae. The coding region runs from base 345 to 1787 and encodes 480 amino acids. The transcript has a single exon.